AUGCCCUCCCGCCCCCUCCCCCAGGAGGCCCGGGGUGGUACCGCCGCAGCCUCGCCUCACCUCACCCCCCCCGGUGUUGUGGGAGGGAGAGGAGCCCCAGAAGCCCUCCCUUCCCUCCUCCCCCCUCCUCCCCCCACCCCGGGGAGGGCCGCUACAAUUUGUGGUUACAGCUUUACACGUCAGAAAAAAAAAAGUUUGCAGAAUGUCCCACACCGAAAAAAAAAAAAAAAUCCGAAACCGAGCGAAAAAAACCUGCGAGUGGGCCUGGCGGAUGGGAUUAUUAAAGCUUCGCCGGAGCCGCGGCUCGCCCUCCCACUCCGCCAGCCUCCGGGAGAGGAGCCGCGCCCGGCCCGCCCGGCCCCCAGCCCCAUGGACCUCCGAGCAGGGGACUCGUGGGGGAUGCUCGCGUGCCUGUGCACCGUUCUCUGGCAGGUCCCUGCGGUGCCAGCCCUCAAUCGCACAGGAGACCCGGGGCCCGGCCCCUCCAUCCAGAAAACCUAUGACCUCACCCGCUACCUGGAGCACCAGCUCCGCAGCUUGGCUGGGACCUAUCUGAACUACCUGGGCCCCCCUUUCAACGAGCCUGACUUCAACCCCCCUCGGCUGGGGGUGGAGACUCUGCCCAAGGCCACUGUCAACCUGGAGGUGUGGCGAAGCCUCAACGACAAACUGCGGCUGACCCAGAACUACGAGGCCUACAGCCACCUCCUGUGCUACCUGCGGGGCCUCAACCGCCAGGCCGCCACGGCCGAGCUGCGCCGCAGCCUGGCCCACUUCUGCACCAGCCUCCAGGGCCUGCUGGGCAGCAUCGCGGGCGUCAUGGCAGCUCUGGGCUACCCGCUGCCCCAGCCUCUGCCCGGGACUGAGCCCACCUGGGCCCCUGGCCCUGCCCACAGUGACUUCCUCCAGAAGAUGGAUGACUUCUGGCUGUUGAAGGAGCUGCAGACCUGGCUCUGGCGCUCGGCCAAGGACUUCAACCGACUCAAGAAGAAGAUGCAGCCUCCGGCCACCGCGGUCACCCUGCACCUGGAGGCCCGUGGCUUCUGA
Messenger RNA from Rangifer tarandus platyrhynchus (Svalbard reindeer), 1047 nucleotides. The record is from the annotation of a GenBank genome assembly. NCBI's taxonomy places the organism in Eukaryota, Metazoa, Chordata, Mammalia, Artiodactyla, Cervidae.